This is a messenger RNA of Carya illinoinensis, 2848 nucleotides long. RefSeq names its product subtilisin-like protease SBT1.4. NCBI's taxonomy places the organism in Eukaryota, Viridiplantae, Streptophyta, Magnoliopsida, Fagales, Juglandaceae. The coding region runs from base 98 to 2425 and encodes 775 amino acids. Gene Ontology annotation, biological process: proteolysis. The transcript has a single exon. The record is from RefSeq and is a predicted model, not a curated record. Gene Ontology annotation, molecular function: serine-type endopeptidase activity.
GACGCAAGCCACAAGGAUCGGACAGUUUAAAGGCGUCUCCAGUUUCUCAGGAAACGAACGAAAACAUACGAAGAAUAACACAAACACAUUGGCCCUCAUGGCCGUUUCCUCUGUCUCUUCAAUCUUCCUCUUCCUCUGUCUCGGUGUUAUAAUUCCUCUUACGCUCUCAACCUCGUCGGACCGUCCGCAAACCUUCAUCGUCCACGUCUCCCAAUCACACAAGCCCUCCCUCUUCGCCUCCCACCACCACUGGUACGAAUCGAUCGUCCAAUCCCUCCCUCCCUCCCCACACCCCACCGCCAAGAAGAUCCUCUACUCCUACGACCGAGCCGUUAAUGGCUUCUCCGUCCGCCUCACCCCAACCCAAGCCGCUCAGCUCGGCCAUAUCCCUGGCGUUCUCUCCGUCAUGCCCGAUCAGGCGCGUAAGCUCCAUACGACUCGCACCCCGCAUUUCCUGGGCCUGGCCGAUGAUUUUGGAAUCUGGCCCAACUCCGAUUAUGCAGACGACGUUGUAGUCGGAGUUCUUGAUACCGGAGUCUGGCCAGAACGGCCGAGUUUCUCAGACUCGGGCCUGUCCCCUGUCCCGGUCGGCUGGAAAGGCGUAUGCGAGACAGGGCCUGAUUUCCCAGCUUCGGCUUGUAACAGAAAGAUUAUCGGUGCGAGAGCUUUCUACAAAGGAUACGAAUCGUAUUUGGAGAGACCCAUGGACGAGUCGACGGAAUCGAAAUCUCCGAGAGAUACCGAAGGCCAUGGUACUCACACAGCAUCAACGGCUGCGGGAUCUGUUGUCUCCAAUGUUAGCUUCUGCGGAAUAUAUGCUAAGGGUGAAGCAAGAGGCAUGGCAACCAAAGCCCGAAUCGCCGCGUACAAGAUUUGCUGGAGUUUUGGCUGUUUCGAUUCCGAUAUACUCGCCGCCAUGGACCAAGCCAUUGCCGAUGGGGUCCAUGUAAUCUCUCUUUCCGUGGGAGCCAACGGUUACGCUCCUCCUUACUCUAAAGACUCCAUAGCAAUCGGAGCCUUCGGCGCAGCCCAGCACGGAAUUCUCGUUUCAUGCUCUGCGGGAAAUUCUGGCCCUAGCCCAUAUACGGCUGUGAAUAUUGCUCCCUGGAUUUUAACCGUAGGUGCUUCCACCAUUGACAGAGAGUUUCCGGCUGAUGUGGUUCUAGGAGAUAGCAGGAUUUUCGGCGGCGUCUCGCUCUAUUCGGGCGAGCCUCUUGUUGAUUUCAAGCUUCCGUUGGUCUAUGCCGGAGACAUUGGAAGUAGGUAUUGCAAUAUGGGGGGCCUUCAACCUUCCAAAGUCACCGGGAAAAUCGUUGUCUGCGAUCGCGGAGGGAAUGCGAGGGUUGAGAAAGGAAGCGCGGUGAAGCUCGCCGGUGGCCUCGGAAUGAUUCUUGCUAAUACAGCCGACAGCGGAGAAGAGCUCAUCGCUGAUUCGCAUCUUAUACCGGCGACUAUGGUGGGUCAGAUUGCCGGUGAUGAGAUAAAGAAUUACAUCAAGUUGAGCCAGCUCCCAACCGCCACAAUUGAGUUCCGUGGGACUGUAAUAGGCACUUCACCACCGGCUCCAAAGGUCGCAGCCUUUUCGAGCCGCGGUCCGAAUCAUCUAACAGCGGAGAUUCUCAAGCCGGAUGUUAUAGCUCCAGGUGUUAACAUUUUGGCUGGCUGGACUGGUUCCAUUGGUCCAACCGACUUGGACAUUGAUCCUAGGCGUGUGGAAUUCAAUAUAAUUUCUGGCACUUCUAUGUCUUGCCCUCAUGUCAGUGGCAUAGCGGCCUUGCUUCGAAAAGCUUAUCCCAGUUGGUCACCUGCUGCUAUUAAAUCAGCUCUAAUGACCACAGCUUACAAUGCAGACAAUUCCGGGAAAAAUUUCAAAGAUCUUACGACCGGCAACGAAUCGACGCCCUUCAUUCACGGGGCUGGACAUGUUGAUCCGAAUAGAGCUCUUAAUCCUGGGUUGGUCUACGACAUGAAUGUCAGCGACUAUGUUGCAUUCCUUUGUGCCAUUGGGUAUAAUGCUCAAAGCAUUGCGGUUUUCAUGAGAGAGCCUGCCGGUUCAGAUAUAUGCGCAAAAAAAUUGGCCAGUCCGGGCGAUUUGAAUUAUCCAUCAUUCUCGGUAAUUUUCAAUUCCAACCAAGAUUCGGUUACGUAUAAGAGAGUUGUGACAAACGUUGGAAGUUCGGUCGAUGCAGUUUAUGAGGUGAAAGUAAAUGCUCCAGCAGAUGUUAAGAUCAGUGUUUCGCCUAGCAAGCUUGUAUUCAGCGCGGAAACUCAGACCCAAACAUACGAGAUUUCCUUCGCCAGUGGUGUUGGCCUUGGGUACAGUCAUUCUGCAGGAUAUGGGUCAAUUGAGUGGAGUGAUGGGAGUCACAGUGUGAGGAGCCCGGUUGCUGUAACCUGGAAGAGUGGGAUCACGGCUGCCAUGUGACUUCGCAUUUCGGGAUGGUUCGUUUCUCGCCCAUUUCACAAAGCGGAUGGAGCAUUGGAUGUGUGGGCACCUGUUUGGCAUAUCAUGUUUUAACUAGUCAUCUCUCUUGUACAAAUUGAAGAUUCCUGGUUUGCUUUUUCUUUUUUUAGGGGAAGUUUUCAGUUGGCAUGAUGAAAUGGUUGAUUCUGGGUUUUUUAGGUCCUGUAACUUGAUGUUUCUUGCUCAGGCUGGAACAUCAUGUGCCGAAACGCAAAACCCAAUAAUUGCAUCGAAAGUCACUGACUUGUACUGGGAAAGGCAUUGCUGAUAAUUGAUACCAUGAUGCUAAGACAAUCUCCCAUAUAUACCAGAAGUGUGUAGUUUUGUAAGUUGUUGGUAGUGGUAUCUUGGUGAUCAAGUGAAGAUAGUGGUUUUUAACGAUAA